AUGUCUUCCCAAGCCCAGUCAAAAGCAAAUUACUUAUCUCCACCUGUAUCACCAGAUAAGACGAUUGUCAAGAAUGGUUUAAAACGUUCAUAUUCCAAAUCAAUUGGUGAAAAUGACCCAAAAGUUAAUUCUGAAGAUGGACAAAACAAUGCUCUUAAUACUGUUGAUACCAAAGAAAAUAAACCACAACAAUGGAUGACGAUCAGAUCAUACCAAAAGAAAAUCAAAGUUAGUGAAAUAACUAGAUUUGUUGAUGCAUAUAACAUAUACCCUAAAUCAAAUAGAACGACGCAAUCAAAAAAAAAGAGAGCUUAUGCAUCAAAUACAUCUUAUUCUUGUGUACCAAAGGAAAAAUCAGCAUCUGGUGAACAUAAUCUUACUUCAAGCUCUCAAAAUAGUGAUGCUGAAACUUCUGCUCGUACUUAUGGUACAAGAUCUAAAAAGAAAGCUGUUGUUGAUGAAUCCACAAAUGAAGUUAAUCUUGAUUCAAGAGCAGCUUCUAGAUCAAAUUCAAGAAUCAAUUCUGACGAUGAUAAUUCUGAUAAGAGAAUUUUUCAAAAGAACGUUCUGGAAACGACUAAUGGUGAUAAAUUGGAAUUUUUGAAGCUGAGCAAUGUGCAAUUAAUUCAUGAUGUUGAAAUUGACGAAAUCCCAAAUUUUGAGCCUCAAAUUGAUUUGGAUGAAACAAAAUUGAAUAGAAUUUGUAAAAAAAUAGGAUUGAAUUUUGAUAACAAGUUUAAAGCUUCAAAUGUUAACAAUAAAUAUAAAUUAACAUCAAAAGAAGUGGCAUUGAUUCAUAGUUUAAAAUUAACACCAAUGCAAUUUGUUGACACCAAAAAAAGAUUUUUUGCAGAGAAAGCAAGAAAAAGACAUUCUGAAAUGACUUUCAAGAAGACAGAUGCACAAAAAGCUUGUAAAAUUGACGUUAAUAAAGCAUCUAAAUUGCACGAAAUUGAUAGAUUUUGUGGCUUCUUGAAUGAUGAAUUAUUUGAAUAUUGA
Molecule: messenger RNA, 999 nt
Organism: Hansenula ciferrii
Lineage: Eukaryota; Fungi; Ascomycota; Saccharomycetes; Phaffomycetales; Wickerhamomycetaceae
Product: SWIRM domain-containing protein
Exons: 1
Coding region: 1-999 (332 amino acids)
Source: RefSeq, a predicted model, not a curated record